This is a messenger RNA of Microsporum canis CBS 113480, 2112 nucleotides long. RefSeq names its product recessive suppressor of secretory defect. The transcript has 3 exons. Gene Ontology annotation, molecular function: phosphatidylinositol-4-phosphate phosphatase activity. The record is from RefSeq and is a predicted model, not a curated record. Gene Ontology annotation, cellular component: endoplasmic reticulum. NCBI's taxonomy places the organism in Eukaryota, Fungi, Ascomycota, Eurotiomycetes, Onygenales, Arthrodermataceae. Gene Ontology annotation, biological process: phosphatidylinositol dephosphorylation. Bases 1 to 2112 code for a protein of 703 amino acids.
AUGUCGCCAAACCUCCCUUUCCGUGACAUCAACCUCUAUGCUUCGCCGCAUUGUUAUGCAUUUAGAUCUGCCUCCUCCUCCUCAGCUCCUAGUUUGGUCAUAGAACGGCCCACGGGCGACUUGCGACUUGAAAAUGCAUCUACACACAAUGCGAAGCGAGUCUCUAGCAUUGCUGGAAUAUUGGGUAUUGUCAAGCUGAAGCUCGAUAAGUAUGUUAUCGUGAUAACAAAAGAACAGCCUAUGGGCAGAUUAAGAGGGCAUAUGGUAUAUAAAGUCGUUGCGACCGAAUUUCUUCCCCUUCGUGACGCACCGCUCCACGACCCCGACGAGGAUGCCUACCUGGCGUUACUCAAGAAACUGCUGGCCACUGGACCGAUGUACUACUCCUACUCGCUCGAUAUUACCAAUUCUUUCCAGCGCCAAUCGCAGAGUGACCCUUCGCUGCCGCUAUGGAAACGAGCAGACGACCGAUUCUUUUGGAACAGAUUUAUCCAGACGGACCUAAUUGACUUUAGCUCCGGGCUAUCAGAAAACACAGGGAUUAGGAGUGGACAGUCAUCAGAUGUCGACCCGUAUAUAUUACCCGUUAUGUUCGGGAUGAUGCGUAUAACUCCCGCCAAAGUCAAAUCUACGCCAUUUACAUUUGCUCUUAUUACCCGCCGCUCAAGGUUUAGAGCAGGCACUAGAUAUUUUUCUCGUGGGAUCGACGAGCAUGGAAAUGUCUCUAAUUAUAACGAAACUGAGCAGGUUGCCAUCCUGAAUGAUGCUACCGGCGGGGUCUCAGGGUUUGCAGGAGGGCCAGGUAUGGGCGACCACAAGAUGGGAGAAAAGAACCACCAAGAGCUUCAGGUUUUAUCGUUUGUUCAGACAAGAGGAAGUAUUCCCGUUUAUUGGGCAGAGGUGAACAACCUUCAUUACACCCCAAAACUUGCCGUGCGCGGCGUGGACGCGGCAGCCUCAGCAGCUCGAAUGCACUUCUCGGAUCAAAUUAAAACCUAUGGGGAGAAUUACUUGGUGAACCUAGUCAACCAAAAGGGCCGUGAAGAAAAAAUGAAAAAGGCCUAUGAGCAGCUGAUGAGACUACUAGUCUCUGCCCCCGCCGAAUCUAGAGAGUCUGACUUACUCUCAGCGGAAAAAAUGCACACGUUGGAAUCUUCUAGUAAACAUCAGGAGAUGGACCGUCUUCAUUACAUAUACUUUGACUUUCACAAUGAGACCAAGGGCUUGCAGUGGCACCGAGCAGAACUUCUCCUAAACCGACUAAAGGAGGGACUACAGCGUGGCCAAUAUUUUAGCGGUACCGAGUCGUUAGGCAAUCCAUCAGGUACUCUAGAUGUCAGAACAGUGCAGUCGUCCGUAGUGCGGACAAACUGUAUGGAUUGCCUGGACCGAACGAACGUUGUCCAGAGCAUGCUUGGUCGUUGGACGUUAACCCGGCAAUUUAUUGACUGCGGCAUACUACAGCCAGGGGAAAAGACCGAUGAUGACUUGGUAUUCCGGGAUCUCUUCCGGAAUAUGUGGGCUGAUAAUGCAGACGUUGUCUCCAAGUCAUACUCUGGGACUGGUGCUCUAAAGACCGACUUUACUCGUACUGGCGAACGAACCAAGGCUGGUGCUCUCCAGGAUGGGAACAACUCCAUUACCCGAUACAUCUUGAAUAAUUUCAUGGAUGGCCCAAGGCAAGACGCAUAUGACCUCUUCCACGGCACAUACCUUCCUUCUUCUACUGCAUCAUAUGUAUUCGCGGACCGAAGGCCUCUUAUCAUCCAGUCUAUUCCAUACAUAUUAGGAGCAGCUAUUUUCAUGAUCUUAGUGGCUAUGUUUACUCGCCAGUUGCCUGAUUCCACUGCUUGGCCGUUGAGAAUCUUCCUUAUCUUCUGGAUCGUAGUUGCUGCUUGGUGUCUACGCUUCAUUCAUUCUCACGGCAUGCUAUACGUCAACUGGCCAAAACUCAAUACCCCGGCUGCUGGAGCAGAGGGAUAUGCCGAAGCUCUUCGCCGGGCAAGCAAUGAUAAACUCAUCGGCGACUUCAUACCGAGUACAAAACACCAGCGAGGAGUGAGUAACGCACGACUAGGCUUUAUGGAAGAAGGUAAAAAGAGAAUAGAAUAG